This is a messenger RNA of Mercenaria mercenaria, 726 nucleotides long. Its product is annotated as tigger transposable element-derived protein 4-like. NCBI's taxonomy places the organism in Eukaryota, Metazoa, Mollusca, Bivalvia, Venerida, Veneridae. Gene Ontology annotation, molecular function: nucleic acid binding. The transcript has a single exon. The record is from RefSeq and is a predicted model, not a curated record. The coding region runs from base 1 to 726 and encodes 241 amino acids.
AUGGUUGUUGACAAUUGUCCGGCCCACCCAAAAGUGGUCAAGGGUCUACGGAACAUUGAGCUAGUGUUUCUUGCUCCCAAUACAACAAGUGUGACACAACCGAUGGACCGGGGUGUAAUCAAGAAUCUGAAAGUUAAGUAUCGAAAAAUGAUCAUCAAAAAACAAAUCCGAUCCAUGGACAACAACACCGAAUUCACAGUGACAGUGCUAGACGCUUUACGGUAUCUCCGACGAGCGUGGUCCCAGGUGAAACCAGAAACAAUCGCCAACUGCUAUUCUCACGCCGGGUUCCGACUGAGUGAAAUCACUCCACCAGCCGUUUCCGUGGUCGACGGCGACGACGAUGAUGACGACGUUCCGCUAGCAACUCUAGUGGAACUCUACAAGAUCCAGCAGGAUGAGAUGGACUCAUACAACAACAUAGAAAUAGAUAUUCAAGUGUGCGCUGAGGUAACUGAUAGUGACAUUGUGAAUGAUUUGAUUAUGGCUAAAAUCUGUGAUGUUAGUGAGCCAGAAAUCGACGACGACGAGCCAGCACCAACACCGCCACCGUCUCUGUCUGACGCUAUGAAAGCGUGUGAAACACUCACUCAGUUCUUCGAGUGCCAGGACAAUUCCAAUCACGAACUCAGUCUCAUGUGUUCUAUGUACAAAUAUCUCUCCAAAUUAGAGUUCAACAAGCGUUCGGCGGUUCAGUCCUCCAUCAUGGAUUUCUUCAAAAAAUAA